AUGCUGCCCAAACUUGAGGACAGAACCCACCGUCGUGACCGGGCCCAAGAAGCAGCGAGACUUCUUCUGCUUAACACUCUCAAGAUGGAACCUAACGUACAUGACAUUUUCUUCCAUGACACCAAGGCCAACCCAUUUUUUAAAGACGUCGACAGGGGCAUCUUUCCAUUGUCUGGUUUGGCCACAGCUCUGGUUGCUGAAGUCUUGUGUAAAUCCAAAGAUGAAUUCCGUUUUUGCUCAACCAUUAAAAAGACCGAACUCUUCAAGUAUUUGUCUGAUUCUUAUUCUGGAAUCGCUUGGAAAAAACUUGGUUUUAGUUUGUAUUCAAUCGUCUACCCACAAGUUGUGAAACACGAAUCGCUUGGUGUGUGCUUCAAGGAUUUCAUGGAUAAUAAUGGGAAGAAAUGGGCAUCUCGCCUAUUUGAACUGAUUACAGAACCCGAGUGGACGCGUACCAUUAUGAAGCGGAUAAUUACAGGAAAAUGCACUGAGGAACAAUACAACCAAGAAAUGAAUGACAUUUUUGUCAAGCUGCAUCUUUUAGAUCCACAGAAAGUUCUUCCGACCUACCAUUAUCUUCUCCAACAAAAAGCUCUUCCACAAGUCAACCUGGAAUUGGUAACUCGCAACUAUUUAGGUAGUCCAUUGGAUUGGCUCUUGAUCAAAGAUGAUGUGAUCCGGGCGAUCAACAAACCUUCGUCUUUUAAUUCGUCCCGUCUCAGCCUCGACUUAAAUGACAUCUUCUACGGCGUCACUGUUGAUGAGUUUGUCGUCACCGAAUGCCGCAAUAUUGGAGUGUGGAAUGGGAAAAGACCACAAAAUCGGAAAAUGACGCACCUGAAAGAUCGCUGCAAACUUAUGUAG
Molecule: messenger RNA, 864 nt
Organism: Acanthosepion pharaonis
Lineage: Eukaryota; Metazoa; Mollusca; Cephalopoda; Sepiida; Sepiidae
Source: the annotation of a GenBank genome assembly